GAGUUGAAAUUUGACAGUUAUUUACAGGUAAGGUCAGUUAACAAGUGUCUGUUGUGAAAAUGAAACUCUCAGUGUACAACUCCAUUAUAGAAAUUAUGCACACACACAACUCGAGGGAUUGCUUACCGCUGAUCGUGAAACAAUACCCGGAAUUUUCCGUAUCUACGAUUGGAAGUAUAUAUGCUCAAGAUUUUCAAAAGAAAAUGAGAAAAACACAUCAUAUUCAUUAUAAUCCAGCAAGAAUGGAACUAUACUAUGAACACUAUCUGAGAAGGAUAAACAACAAAGAACGACACGUAUUAUUAAAGUUAGCUGAUGAGGUGGAGUUGUCACCUGCUUUGUUAGCAAGAAUGGUACUCGAACGGCAUUUGUCGGCAACAAAAUAUGAAGGAGAUGCCCCACCAAAGAGUUAUGUUACUAAAUUAAUGAAAGACACUUCUCUCAUAAACGACCCAUUACUGGCAUCAGAAAUCCAUGAAUGUCUUGUCUGUGAUGAUCACUAUGGACCACAUGUUGACAAUAUUAAACAAUCCAUUGGGAAUGAGCAUGAGUAUAAACUUAAUAGAAUUUUAGAUUCAUUGAAUUUAGCGUAUAUUGGUGAGGAUCAAAUGAGAACAAGGGGUUUUGAUAAGACUCCUGAUGUUAAAUUAGAAGUCCCUUUCAGUGUAGAUGGUCAUGUUAUCAACUGGAUAGAGAGUAAAGCCUCUUUUGGUGAUGAAUACAGUCAUAAGGGUUAUCUAAAGGAUCAGUUCUGGAGUUACUGGAAUAGGUUUGGUCCAGGAAUGGUCAUCUAUUGGUUUGGAUUCAUUGAAGAACUUGACACAGACAGAGAGAAAGGAAUAAUUUUGAGUGAUAAAUUCCCAGAUAAUAUUGUCAGAAUGAAUCCCAUAAUGAAAUAAUCAUAGUGUGAAUGACAAAAUGAAUGAGUUUUCCUUAUAUGAGGUUCAUUAUUUUCAAAGACAUCAUGUCGUUUUUUGUUUUUUUUUCUGAAAAUGAUUGUGAUAUAUGUGAAUGUAUUUUACUUAUAGUUAUGUUAAUAACUUUGUGGUAUGGUAUGAAAUGAAAAGCAGAAAGAUUUCGUUAAAAUAAUGUUCACUCUGAAAUGUAAGCUAGCAUUUCCACAAUUUAAAUAUGUUUAAGUGGGAUUCAUUGCAAUUUUUUUUUUACAGUUAAGGACAUAUGCAACAUAGUUUGAACUUUAUUGUCUUUUUCCCUGGAGUUGAAGAGUUCCAAUUCUUAAAGGAACUGUUUGCUACAUUUUAAUGUCAAUAUAUGCUGUUGUACACUUCUAAAACAAGUUUGGAUAAACAAAACAUCUAGAAUAUUUGUUUAGUAAUUUUUGUAUAUUUUUCUUUGAAUUAUACAAGAAUUUUAAUUAAUUGAUAUCUUUCAAAACCCCUGGUAAUGCAUGCUGAUUUUUUGUCUAUGAACAUCUGAUGGCACUAUAAUCUUAAAGUAAGAAUAUCUUGAAAAAUUAUCCGUAGGUGAGGUACGUUGCGUAUGUCCUUAAUGUGAAAUGAAGAAGUAUUUUUUUUUAUUUUGACCACUUUAAUUUUUCAAGUUUUGUUGUACUCUAUAUUUAAGUGGGGAUAAUAAACUUUUACAAGAUUGAAUUUAAAUGUAAUGAAGUUAAUCAGAUCAAUUCCUUUAGGCCAAUAAACUCUUCAGAACAAUAA
Molecule: messenger RNA, 1676 nt
Organism: Saccostrea echinata
Lineage: Eukaryota; Metazoa; Mollusca; Bivalvia; Ostreida; Ostreidae
Product: CDAN1-interacting nuclease 1-like
Exons: 1
Coding region: 60-899 (279 amino acids)
Source: RefSeq, a predicted model, not a curated record